AUGAAUUCAUCUUUCCAACUGCAGGCGCUUGAGGUGCUGGAGCUGUGCGAGGCAUAUUUGACGCUCUGCAAUGGCCGUUCCCGAACUCACCAAUACAUCUGUUCGAAGAUCAGUACGACACGCUUCAAGGAAAUAAGGCGUCAUUACAGAGACCUACUGUUCACCGUGCGGCAUUUUCGAUGUGUUGUUGAGCUCCAGGAUAAGGCCCGAAUCAACAAGCGGCUUACUAAAAUCGAGCAGUGCGUUCGAAAAGUGGUAUGUAUUGGUCGUAGCGAAUCUCUCCAGUGCUCGUAA
Gongylonema pulchrum is the source of this 294-nucleotide messenger RNA. The record is from the annotation of a GenBank genome assembly. NCBI's taxonomy places the organism in Eukaryota, Metazoa, Nematoda, Chromadorea, Rhabditida, Gongylonematidae.